CCGCAAGACCUGGCCCGAGGUCUCCGCACGACCCUCCCCUGCUCUGAGCCGCCGCCGGCCUACUCCUCUUCGUCUCUCCUCGUCAGUUGUCGUGCAACGACCGGCUGCAGGGUGGCCUCGCUGGAAGAGAGCACCGAUGGCCGUGGAUCUCGCCUGGGACGACGAGGACCAGGUCGCCCUGCUCCUACAGUCCUAGCACAACGUUGCACUGCCCCACCCCACGACGCCGUCUAUGUCGAUCUGAAGCCCGCCGUGGACGGGGACGAGCUGAGAGUGGAGAUGGGCCACGGCAGCGACGAGGGGGAGGCGGCACGGUAGAGUCAUGGCGGCCAGCCCCCUGACGGAGGAGGUGGUAGAGUUGACGGAGACGCACACCAAGGAGGACCUUGCCGCCUACCUCGCAUCUGGGUGUACGCCCAAGGAGAACCGGAGGUGAGAAGCUUCGGCAUGGUGCUACUUGCCUACUGCUACUUACUAUUUGGAAUUUGGCGCAGUGUUUCGGACUGGAUUCGGUCAUCACCAUCAGCCGCCGCAUCACGUCAAUGUCCAUCUUGGCGACACCAAGGGCUCAUGUCCGUCGCCGCGGAAGCCGCUAAUCCAGCCACCGGCUCACCGGUGCCACCCCACCCCAAGCUCUCUAUUGCAUUUCUGCUUGUCCUGGCACCAACUACUGAGUGCCGAUGGAGACGGUGGAGGAGGACGUGGAGGAGUACAUCUAGCUGGAGGGAGGUGGUGCUGUUGCGCCUCAUCCCGGUGGUGCCCCAUGCCGCGCUGGAGCUCGAGCGCGAGACCAAGGAGCGGUGCUGCGGCAGGGACCUCCUCAUCACCGUCGACUUCAGCCCAAACUGCAGGAACUCCUUCCGUUGGGCGCUAGCGCACCUCUCGCGUCUCGCCGACACCCCCCACCUCGUCUACGCCGUUUCCAAUUGUGCCUUGAGAUUUUGCCUCUUCAUUUGCAUCUUGAUCAAGGAUAGCUUAAGAUCUUCAAUUGCACGCAGUGUUUCUUUCAGAAUGACUCUUCUAACACAACCUAUGGAAGCAAUACAGUUCUAG
This is a messenger RNA of Triticum dicoccoides, 1053 nucleotides long. RefSeq lists its product as uncharacterized. The transcript is spliced from 3 exons. Lineage: Eukaryota; Viridiplantae; Streptophyta; Magnoliopsida; Poales; Poaceae. The record is from RefSeq and is a predicted model, not a curated record. Bases 448 to 1053 code for a protein of 201 amino acids.